This is a messenger RNA of Colletotrichum gloeosporioides, 696 nucleotides long. RefSeq names its product UDP-N-acetylglucosamine transferase subunit alg13. The transcript is spliced from 2 exons. The record is from RefSeq and is a predicted model, not a curated record. Lineage: Eukaryota; Fungi; Ascomycota; Sordariomycetes; Glomerellales; Glomerellaceae. Gene Ontology annotation, molecular function: hexosyltransferase activity. Bases 1 to 696 code for a protein of 231 amino acids. Gene Ontology annotation, biological process: dolichol-linked oligosaccharide biosynthetic process. Gene Ontology annotation, cellular component: extrinsic component of endoplasmic reticulum membrane; UDP-N-acetylglucosamine transferase complex.
AUGUCAGCUGAACCCCCAAGGCUUGAACGGCACUGCCUCGUCACUGUCGGCGCAACCGCCCGCUUUACCCAACUCCUCAGCGAAGUCGUCUCGCCUACCUUCCUCGACUUCCUUGUUGGCGACCACUACACCCACCUGACCCUCCAAUGCGGCAAAGACUACGAGCAUUUUUCUCGAAAUACUCUCCCAAUAUUGGUUUCUCGCUGGCCAACACUUGAGAUCACUGCCUUCGACUUCGUCGACGAUCUCACCGUCGAAAUGACAAAGUGCCAAGCCGCUGCUGGCCGUGAGAGAGGCGUUGUGAUCUGCCAUGCAGGCACCGGAACCAUCCUCGACGGCAUGCGCGUCAACGUCCCCCUCGUCGUCGUUCCGAACCCGACCCUCAAGGAUAACCACCAAGUCGAGCUGGCCGAGGAGAUCCAGCGCCAGGGUUACGGGAUCUGGGGCCGUCUCGGCGACAUCUCAUACGCAUUGGAGCAGCUUGUUCUGCAGCUUGAUAAGACCAAGGUGCAAUUCAAGCCUCACUCCGUGAAGGAAGACGUCGAGCCUCUCAACGUCGACUUGUGGCAGGUCACCAGUGCUAUGCUGGGACGCUACGCUGUAGAGACACCCCAGCCUGCAAAUAAAACGGGUGCGGGCAAUGGGGGCUCGGGGGAGGUCCAGCGUGAGGAGGUGGCUCAGAUGACGAUGGGCUAG